This is a messenger RNA of Peniophora sp. CBMAI 1063, 684 nucleotides long. NCBI's taxonomy places the organism in Eukaryota, Fungi, Basidiomycota, Agaricomycetes, Russulales, Peniophoraceae. The record is from the annotation of a GenBank genome assembly.
AUGCCGCCGUUGCCACAACUACCGCCACCCAAAACACUUGAUCCCGCCCAAGCUCUCGAACUGAGGUUACGAUGGUUGGAGGCCGUAUUAUUUGGAGUCAGAGGUGGUAGAGAAGGGAAGGAUAGAUUCGUAGAGAAGGCGGGUGCGGGCGGUGAUACGCUUGUACGGAGCGCAGGAGAGUUGCAGAAGAGGAUGGACGAGAUUAUAUCGGCUCAUGAUAGUUUGCGGCGUUUCGUUGACCAUUACCAACAACAUGGGCAUCUUCUCACACCAGCGUUUGCGCUCAGUGGCUCCUUACCAGCCACGCCGGCGUACGAGGGCAUGAGUCCAGCAGAGCUGGACGCUUUCUUGACUGAGCUGGAACCUGAUGUCCGUGCAGCGGACCGGGAUAUGCGUGAGAUUGCUUUGCUCGAAGAGAAAGGUGUGGCAGGCGCAGGGAAAUUGCCCGACUACGAGCCCCUGCAACCACGAUUAGAUGCCCUCGUAGAUAAGUACGCCGAGGACGCGGCCACAGCAGGGAAGCUUGAGAACAGAGUAGCAGCGCUGAUCCAACAAUAUGCCACUCAGGUUGAUAGCUUAUCGGAGUUAUUCGUGGAAUGGGACGAUGUCUUGCGUGAAGCGGAGAACCGCAUAACCCAAUUAGAACGCGACAAGGCUGAGCGAGAAAGGCUAGGGUACGAGUAA